Odobenus rosmarus divergens (Pacific walrus) is the source of this 864-nucleotide messenger RNA. RefSeq names its product chromosome unknown open reading frame, human C6orf15. The transcript is spliced from 2 exons. Lineage: Eukaryota; Metazoa; Chordata; Mammalia; Carnivora; Odobenidae. Gene Ontology annotation, biological process: extracellular matrix organization. Gene Ontology annotation, cellular component: extracellular matrix. Bases 1 to 864 code for a protein of 287 amino acids. The record is from RefSeq and is a predicted model, not a curated record.
AUGCAGGGCUGCACGGUGGGGAGCAGGGUUCCUCUGGGCCUGCUUCUUCUGAUCUGUCUUCAUCUCCCAGGCUUCUUUGCCCGAAGCAUUGGUGCCAUGGAGGAGAAAGUUCUCCAACACCUGGGCGCCAGCUUGCCUCUGCUUGAACAACCUUCCUUGCCCAGCCACUCCAACUCUGAACUUCCUCAGCCCAAACCAGACCCUGGGCCAAAUGAUUUAACAAGGGUUCCUUUGAAGCCCAAUGCUACUCCGUCAGCUGGCUUCCAACCUGCAGGUGGUUCUGGGGUUCAGAGAUGGCCCCCAACUGAGGGGCUGCCCUCCCUGGAUUCCUGGGCCUCUGAAGAUCCUUGGCAGAUGAUGGCUGCUGCCGCUGAGGACCACGUGGGGGACGUGCUGCCUGAAAAGUGGUCUUACCUUUCUGGUGCUGUCGCCCUCCCUCUGGGCAGCAGUCCUUUGCCUGCAGGGCCCUCUGCACGAUCCACAAGCCCCAUACCUGAGGCUGCACUCCUCUACCAGGACUCCAAGUCUAGACGGUCGCCUCCUUCUAAUGUGCUGGGAGCGCAGAGAGAAAUCCUUGUCCAAUACCCACCCUCUUUUAUUAACAGGAUGCAGCAGCCACUUCUGCCUGGACACCCCUGGGGAACCCUGAAUCCAGGAGUGUCCUGGGGAGGUGGAGGUCCUGGAACUGGAUGGGGAAUGAGGCCCAUGCCACACCCUGUGGGAAUCUGGGGUAUCAAUAAUCAAUACGCAAGUACUAGCUGGGGGGAUAUUAACCGGUAUCCAGGAGGCAGCUGGGGGAAUAUUCACCUACGCCGGCCUCCCCAAUCCUCCAAACCCUGGGUCACAGUGGGGUUAGGAGAAUGA